Messenger RNA from Aspergillus brunneoviolaceus CBS 621.78, 1410 nucleotides. RefSeq lists its product as uncharacterized. NCBI's taxonomy places the organism in Eukaryota, Fungi, Ascomycota, Eurotiomycetes, Eurotiales, Aspergillaceae. The record is from RefSeq and is a predicted model, not a curated record. Bases 40 to 1371 code for a protein of 443 amino acids. The transcript has a single exon.
CGUCAAUUAUACCCGAAUUGCUCUUUUCACCCCUAAAAUAUGGACCCCUUCAGCACCCUACCUCAUGAGCUCCUAUCUUCAAUCAGCGAGGACGCUGCUGAUUGGGUUGGGCUUGACAGCCUGAUCCGAGUUUCGCCACGCAUCGCCGCACUGUUCACCCCCGAGGGAGGUUCGGAUCAAGCCCACUCCGAUGCCAUUUACCUCGUUGAGAACAUCCUACGGACAAAUCCCAUGAUGAGCCAUCAACUGCACCGGUUUUUCCGGAUGUGUGCGGAUCUCCGGAGCUUGCCCUUUACCUCCGGAUGCAAUCUGACCUUAGCCGAGUUUAUGGCGCAGGACUACUCCUCACCUCUGAGCCCCACUUCUGUGACCGGCACUGUGCUGCGGGACAUGGUCCGGGUUGCAGCCAACAUCCAGCGACUGGCCUGCGCCUGCUUAACCACCUUUCUGGCACGCACCCGAGCGGUGCAACCAAUAGGCUACGGAAGGGAUGCGGCCGGGAGGCUAAAGGGGGAAGAGCCAUACCCACCGCAAGAGGCCGGUCCUCCAUCGUGGGCGGAAGAGUACCGUGUUUACCGAGCCUUGUGGCAUCUACAGCUGUAUUCGGAUGUUUGGAAAGUCGUCCCUCAGAUAGGCUGGUCUCUCAGCGAGCUCCAUCUCUAUCUACGAGUCUCGGACUUUGAUAUCCCUUCCGAAAGGCCUGAACGCGGGCCAACGCAAGACGGAGAUCCCACCGGGGAUGAGAUGCGGGCUGUGUCGGAGUGUCUGCAGGAUAUUUGUCCCCAUCCAAACCUAUCGGAACCCCUGAGUGCCAACCUCGAUAGCUUUUACCUACGGUUAUGGCUGGAGCUGCCCGAUGCAUUGUCUCUCAGGCGCCAGGAUCCUCAAGGUAGCGAUGAUUCUCAAGCCAGUGCUUUCCGCAGCUUCGGGGUAUGGAGUUCCCCACCACUCCCGUCUCCCGAGGAGGAUACGUGCAAGCCUGUUUUGGGGCAAUGGGGCAACACUAUCUGUGCUGUGCAAGAACGAAAUAUUGGUAAUCUAUGGAUGAUGCUACCGACAUAUGAGGCAUAUGAACGUCCGGCUAUGUUUCAAACAGGCUCUCUUCUAGAUCCUCGACCACUGCUUGGACUAGGAUUGGUUUUCUGGGACCGAUGGAGGCUUUACAACUUAGGUCUUUGGUCAGCAAGCCCUAGUAAUGGGCAAACCAGAAAGAAUUGUCCUAUUGUUACGGGUCCUGACGGGAGCCAGGUCCCGGUCGACUACAUGCCAAGACUGAAAGAUGGAAGAGAAAGGAAUUAUCGGUGGUCCGAAUUUGCUGCAGCACGCUUGGCGCAGGAGGAACAGGAGGCAAGGAGUAGUCUGGCGGCUUGAUGACAUUAGUCCGUCUGCAAAGCCGUGCCAUGUCUUGAU